CUGGGUUUUCGUCUGCUGGCCUCUGAAAUGGGCUCGACUAAUCAGCCCUGAUUUCAUCCAUAUUUCUUUUAUCAUAUUAACUGUUCCGAAAGCUUAAGGCAGUCGAGGCAUAUCCACAAUGAUAUUUGGAGGUGAGGCGGUGGACGAGGUCAGCUGCAGGUUCUCAGAGCUGGUUCCUGUGGUGCUGACUGCCUGGCCAACGGGCUCCACUCCCCGUGCUGCACAGUAAAGAGCAUUUCACGCCCAGACAAGACCACACGGCACCGCCAUGAAGCCGGGUCACGAGCGCAAUCAGGAGUGCCUGCCUCCCAAGAAGAGGGAUCUCAACAACAGCACCAGUAGCAGUAGUGCUACUGGUGGGGCAGGAUGUGGGGUGGGAGGGGUGGAGGAAGUGCCCUCCACUCAGAGCUCAGGGGUCGGUAGUGACACUCAGGGAGGUGGCACAGCAGAGGAGUGGCUGCAUGCUCAGCCUGGUCUACACUAUGGAGUAGAGAGUGCUGAGGGCCUCCAAGGGCUGCCUGUUGACCAGUACAGCAUGCUCUAUAGGGUGGCUCUCCCCUCUGUCUCCUACUCCCAGACCAAUCUACACCCAGUGUUAAGCCAUAUCUCUCCAGCUUACACUGUCCCCUCAUCUCUCCUACAGCAUCAUCCAGGUAUCUCCUAUCCCCCUCUAGGCUAUGCCCAGAUCCCCCACUCAUCUUUCCAGUUUGUCUCUCCAUAUGGUGCAGUCCCUUAUGCAGUCCCCCCUGGCUUUGUUCCCAGCACCCUGAUCUCCCCCUCAGUUGCCCUCUCCCAGCCCCACCUGGUCCCCUACCAGUCAGUCAUCCAGGAGGGGUUGGUCUCCCCUCCUACCCAGACCCAUGUAUCUGCCCAUGCCUUUGCCAAAGUGGGGUCGUCCGGAGGGGUCCCGCUAAUGCUGACCUCGGAACAGGCUGCCCAGCACCUGGGCCCGCUGCCCGCCGCAGAGCUCAGUCCUCGGGGAGUGCCUGUCUUUUACCAUCCUCAGGGCACCAGGGCUGCGCCUGCCCCCAGGGACCCCUACAGCGGGGAGCAGGAGACGGAUAGGGAGGUAAAUGGAGGGGAGAGGGAGCAGGCAGCCAGGGAGAUGCUCCAGGACUCAGUCUACAAUGCCAGGAAUGCAAGGCUGCUGCAGGCAGCAUCUGCCUCUGUAGCACUGGAGCACUCACAGGACAGAAGCCUGAAGAGCCGCAGGCUGGACGAGAGGGCUUCGCCUGGGCAGCGCAGCACCCCAGACACUGACCUGGAGGUUCAGCAGGUUGUUGGUCGCCUAGCCUCUCCUGUCCAAGGUGUGAGUGGAGGGCGCAAAGAGGUGUCCUUUGGUCCCCUGAACCUAUCCCAGGGCUCCCAGAGAGGCAGAGAGGCUCAUGGGGAGAGUACUGGCCGGACAGCAUACGCGAUCCACCCUGUGAUGUAUGGAGACCCCAGGGUGACGGCCCAUCAACAGCAGGCAGGGCAGCCAGGCCACGCGGUCAUCUUGGCCAAUGGACAGACAGUCCUGGUCCCCUUAGACUAUCAUCAACAUCAACAGCCACCCCAGCACUACCCCAGCCGGACCAAUGACGACACCUCUGCUGUCACCAUGGCCUCCCCCACCACCUACUCUAAAGCCUCUGAGUCUCCAGCCAGAGUGUGCCUCCUAGACAGGGCUGUGGUGGAACUGGCUGCCGUGGAGCAGCAGCCUAUUUCUGUUCCAGUCGCGGCAGCCCUCACACAGGCCCUGGCCCCGGCGCCCAACCCUGCCCCCUCCAAUCCCUCCCAUUUUAUGAAGGGGGCCAUCAUCCAGCUGGCCACGGGGGAGCUGAAGCGUGUAGAGGACCUGCAGACUCAGGAUUUUGUGCGGAGUGCUGAGGUGAGCGGGGGGCUGAAGAUCGACUCCAGCAUGGUGGUGGACAUCAGGACCAGCCAGCAGAGACCCGGCCUGGUGGCGCUGCACUUCACAGUGGGCGAGCAGCAGAGCAAGGUGACCAUCGACGUGCCCCCGGAACACCCCUUCUUUGUGUUUGGCCAGGGCUGGUCCUCCUGCAGCCCAGAGCGCACGGGCCAGCUCUAUGGCCUGGCCUGCCACCACUUGCAGGUAGGAGACGUGUGUGUGUCCAUCACUCUGCAGCAGCCGCCCCAGCAACAGAAACAGCCCCUGCAGCAGCAGCAGCAGCAGCAACAACAACAGCAGCAGCAGACCCAAGCCAGGACUUCCACCAAAGUCAACUCCACAUCAGGGGCCAUCGGCCAGUCCAUGGGGCCCCCUGCCCCCCAGCAGCCCAGGCCACAGCCUCACUUCAGGAUGGAACGCGUCCACAGAGAGAGGGAGAGGGGGGAUAAAGAGGAGCCCAUGCAACUAGGGGGUGUUGUGCAGAGUGAGAUGCCCACCAGACCAAAUAGGACUUCAGCAGAGCAAACUAGGAGCCAGAGCAGUUACUAUUUGCACACGGAGGGUUCUGCUCGCCCAGGGGCGGGGUUGGGAGUGGUGUCGACAGUGUUGAGCGCGUCUCAGAGGCGCUGGUCCGCCCCCGGCCUUCAGAGGUACAUGAAGGUAGAGGAAGGGGCGCACCCUCAGCUGGGCCCCUCCGGCUCCUCUCGACCCUCCUUCAUCCCACAGGAGGUCAAACUGUCCAUCGAGGGGCGCUCUAAUGCUGGGAAGUAGCACCAACCAUGGCAGUCCACACCACAGAAGAGACUGUCAGAGGAGUGAAAGCAGCAGAGAGGGGGAAAGGGGAAAAAGAGUGGGAAUGUAGCCUCUGAAUGUUUGAUAUUUUGCACACCUAAUAAGAUUACAAGUUCUUUGUUUUCAGGGGAACUACCUGGUCUGGUGGCUGGUCAGGUCCGCUCUAUUUGCCUGUUAGUCAGUCAGGACAGCUCCUGGUCCAGUGAUCAGGAGAUUGGGUCUCUGCUCUCCCAAGCUGACAGGGAGCGCGGAUGCAGACGCAGGGAGUGUAUGUAGCUGGUGAAUCACCUACCAAAGUCUUCAGACUGCAUCUUCCUUCUGCCCAACCAACCUCUCAGAACCAUCCUUAUCAGAGGUGAACCAACCUCUCAGAACCAUCCUUAUCAGAGGUGAACCAACCUCUCAGAACCAUCCUUAUCAGAGGUGAACCAACCUCUCAGAACCAUCCUUAUCAGAGGUGAACCAACCCUCAGAACCAUCCUUAUCAGAGGUGAACCAACCCUCAGAACCAUCCUUAUCAGAGGUGAACCAACCCUCAGAACCAUCCUUAUCAGAGGUGAACCAACCCUCAGAACCAUCCUUAUCAGAGGUGAACCAACCCUCAGAACCAUCCUUAUCAGAGGUGAUCGCAUUCACUGGACUUUCUCUCUUCUUUGACCAAACCAUCUCCUCUGGAAACCCAAGACUGGGGAGAAUAUAUAGCUCAUGUCUGGUAGACAGGCAACAGGGUCUGACACAGUGACAAGAACAUAGCUAUCCUAUUGUGCUCUGUCUCCCCCCACAUUUCUAUUUUGGUCUGUUACCUUCAAAAGCAUUCUCCCAAAAAGACUAAAGGUGCACUUUGCGGUGCUGAAUUGCUGGCAUUGGCACAUCUAUGCUUUUCCCUCUAAUGAUGUUGGUUCUCUUGAUGCAGACUCUUGAUGUGUGUCAUCGUAACUUAGUGUGCUUCUCUAGUAGGAGCAGAGGACUUCUACUAAGGCACAGACACUCUCCCUCAUCUCACUGCCUCUCCUCGUAGGGCCCAGUCUGCUGAGAUAGGGUCUGAGAGGAGGGCAUGCAGCCUUAGAGGUCUUUCAAUCAGCUCCUUCAAUCAACCGAUCAGAACCUAGGAAACCGCUCACUCCUUUCGUAACGCACCAACCACGCUUCCCCGUUUUUCAUUUUACACCCCAACCCCACUUUGUGCCACGGUUACAUGUCAGUUUUCCCUUCGAAAGAAACCAAAAGAGAUCAUGCAUUCCAGUAUCAUAGUGAUUAUCAAUGACCACAAAACAACACUCAUCUUCCCGAAUGCAGCCCUUCCUGCCUGCUAUACCUCUCAGCAUUCCUCUGCCUGACUGGUGACUGUUUACUGUCACUGUAUUUGUAGGUACCACUACUGGAGGCACGGGCUGCUCCACUAAUGUCGCCUGUGGGAAUGAAGCCUGCAUGGAGCAGUACUGGCUGCAGCCCGUCAUGGACGGUGAGGGCCAAAGAGUGGGACCCUGCCCCCAUAGAGCCAUGUUGGCCCCCAUAGAAUCUCUUUUCAGUUCAGCUGGGCCUAUGAGGGGGAGCCCUGUGUGUGUUGGAGGGGAUGGAGUUGGCCCUGCUUCAUACCCUUUUCAACCUAUUGUCUCAAUACAAACUGGGGGGAUCUUUUGGCUUGCUUUCCAGUAUAUAUAAUUGGUUUAAGGUUAUCCUGCCAUUUCCCAGUCUGGUUUAGGUUGUUCAUGGUUAGCUAGCUAUGUGCCUCUGCUCGUUUAAAAGCAGGAUGGCACUAGAUAUGUUAUCUGGCCAGGUCAGCUUACACGACUGUGUGAAAUGGGUAUAUGAGUCUAGUCAAUCCUUGCUCAGUUACCAAAAUCAAAGCAAUAGUGGCUUUUCUGUUUAUUUGGGGUUUUCUGUGUAUUUUGUUAUUGUUUUUAUAUUAAAAUCUUGCGUAUCAGACUAAUACUAUCUUUAACCCUGACCUGAAACGUUCCUGCUUUUCAAAGGUGAUGCACAAUUUGUCUCUGAAAUGUUUUGUUCUUUGUAUGGUUAUUACAGAUUCACAAUCAAAGCAUGUCUUUUGAAAAUAAUUUGUUUUCAAAAACCA
Molecule: messenger RNA, 4757 nt
Organism: Oncorhynchus keta (chum salmon)
Lineage: Eukaryota; Metazoa; Chordata; Actinopteri; Salmoniformes; Salmonidae
Product: ataxin-1-like
Exons: 4
Coding region: 269-2662 (797 amino acids)
Biological process (GO): regulation of DNA-templated transcription; anatomical structure development
Cellular component (GO): nucleus
Molecular function (GO): RNA binding; protein binding
Source: RefSeq, a predicted model, not a curated record